This is a messenger RNA of Salvelinus sp. IW2-2015, 1495 nucleotides long. RefSeq names its product follistatin-A. NCBI's taxonomy places the organism in Eukaryota, Metazoa, Chordata, Actinopteri, Salmoniformes, Salmonidae. The record is from RefSeq and is a predicted model, not a curated record. Gene Ontology annotation, biological process: multicellular organism development; cell differentiation. Gene Ontology annotation, molecular function: protein binding.
CAUUCAUUCAGCACUCACUGCCACCUUUAAACAGAUGUACUCUGUCCGCUUAUCUGRUAGUGUCAAUASCCGAUACCUUGCUCACUUCACUUCGUCUCCAGCACCAUGCUCAGGAUGCUACAGAAACUCCAGCUCCAACCGGGGAUUCUUCUACUAUUGAUAUGGCUCUGUCAUUUCAUGGAAGAUCAAAAAGUACAAGCUGGUAACUGCUGGUUACAGCAGGGGAAGAACGGGAGGUGUCAGGUGCUCUACGUACCGGGGAUGAGCCGAGAGGAGUGCUGUAGAAGCGGGAGGCUGGGGACGUCAUGGACCGAGGAGGAUGUACCCAACAGCACCUUGUUCCGGUGGAUGAUCUUUAACGGCGGAGCCCCCAACUGCAUACCCUGCAAAGAAACGUGCGACAACGUGGACUGUGGACCUGGAAAGAGAUGCAAGAUGAACAGGAGAAGCAAGCCACGCUGCGUCUGCGCGCCAGACUGCUCCAACGUCACUUGGAAAGGACCUGUCUGCGGAUCGGAUGGAAAGACGUACAAAGACGAGUGUGCGUUGCUCAAGUCCAAAUGUAAAGUCCARCUGGACCUGGAAGUGCAGUACCAGGGCAAAUGCAAGAAGACKUGCCGUGACGUGUUAUGCCCGGGAAGCUCCACGUGCGUCGUUGACCAGACGAAUAACGCAUAUUGUGUGAUGUGUAAUCGGAUCUGCCCUGAACAGAGGUCACCGGAUCAGUUCCUGUGUGGCAACGACGGGAUCAUCUAUGCCAGCGCGUGCCAUCUGAGGAGGGCCACAUGUCUCCUGGGCAGAUCCAUAGGAGUAGCAUAUCAGGGGAGAUGCAUCAAGGCCAAGUCGUGCSAYGACAUCCAGUGCAGRGCYGGGAAGAAGUGUCUAUGGGAUGCCAGGAUGAGCCGAGGCCGCUGCUCCCUCUGUGACGAGGCGUGUCCGGAGAGCCGGAUGGACGAGGCGGUGUGCGCCAGCGACAACACCACCUACCCCUCAGAGUGUGCUAUGAAGCAGACUGCCUGCUCACUGGGAACGCUCCUGGAGGUUAAGCAUUCAGGAUCUUGCAACUGAUUCUGCUGCCAAAAAAAGACCUGAACCAUUCAACCCUCAGAUCGCCCUGCCCCCCCCCCUCCCCCAUCCCCAUCCUGCGUCACCCGCUGCUCUGCUGUUAUGGCCCUGACUUUCUAGACCUAGAUUAUGUAAACCAUGUUUCAUCAUUAUGGGAUGGAUGACUCAGUGCCAAGUCCCCUCUCUGCCCUGAAACAUAACAGCACCACAUGGCUAUACUGGGGCUUCGUGGAGGAAUAUGGGGCUUUUGAGAACGUUCAGGAAAUACUCUACUGCUACAUUGCUGUUGUGGUCCAUAUUUAUACAACAGCUACCAUAUAUUCUCCCAUCUAGCCAUUACAGAAGCCCCGGAGGAAGAGGAGGAGGAGGAGGAGGAGGAGGAGCAGGAAGAUCAGGACUACACGAUUUAUAUCCACCUGUCCUCCUUAUU